This is a messenger RNA of Cyanidioschyzon merolae strain 10D, 414 nucleotides long. RefSeq lists its product as hypothetical. The record is from RefSeq and is a predicted model, not a curated record. The transcript has a single exon. The coding region runs from base 1 to 414 and encodes 137 amino acids. NCBI's taxonomy places the organism in Eukaryota, Rhodophyta, Bangiophyceae, Cyanidiales, Cyanidiaceae.
AUGAAGCAGGGGCUAGCUCCUGCAGUUUCCAGGCCACCACAAGAGGAUCAACAACAGCUCGAUGAAUUGUUCGAACGCGCUCGCGAGUCAUCAAAAAAGUUGACGCGAAACGCGGCUGCUCAACGUUCGCGAAGCAGCCAAGGCAAUCGAAAGCCGGAACGGAGCCUCCGUCGCUUCGGCAACACUCCCAAGAAAGAUGGUCGUAUCGGAGUCCAAAGAACGCUGACGAAGCAGGAUACGAAGCAGCUGCCCAGGAGACACUCGCGUGUGGACGCAGCAUCGCCAGUUUCACGAACGCGAUCAGCGCGAACCGAGGAAGGCUAUCGAGUCUUUAGCCUGGAGGAGCUGGCCACGGAUCAACCGGAAGGUCUGAACGGUCCGUGUCCCUUUGACUGUAACUGUUGUUUCUACUGA